AGAGAGAGAUAGGAAGAUAUGAAUUCGUUUCCAGAAGAUCUAUUAGCAAUUAUACUCUCGAAAUUACCAAUAAAGAUUUUCACAGCGUUGAAACUUGUUUGCAAGCAGUGGAAAUCGAUCGUGGAGUCUCCAUAUUUCCGUGACUUGUUUCAGUCUAUGGACCAAAACUCAGAUUCUUCAUCAUGGUCGCUCAUGCAUUAUGGUAAUGAAAAAGAAGUCAUAGCUCACUACAGAUUCAACACUUGGGGACUCGAACGGUCUCUAGGCUCUUACAUCACGUCAUUCCUAACCAAGAAGUUUGAGAGUCAGAGAAACAACUACAGAGUCUGGGCUUACAGUACUGAUGCUGGUUUAAUAUUAAUCAGUGAAGUCCCUAUGCAUGUGAAUAACCGAUCCUUGUACGUGGCUAAUCCAGUUUCACAAGAAUGCGUAAAGAUCCCUCCUCAUCAUAAGGGAGAUUCGUGUCCUUUGGGAAUUGCCACACGAACUGAGAAUGGCGUUCUUUUGGAUUACAAAGUUGUUCUGUUUGGUCACUCUGAUGAGGAGAGCUUGCUGAUAUAUUCAUCUGAGACAGGUUUGUGGACUUUCGACACUGUCCAUUUGUCUCUGUUUGGUUUUUAUAAUCAAACGCCCAUUAGCUUGCACGGGAGUAUUCACUGGAUCGCCACCAAUGGUAAUCAAGAUCAUGUUGCUGUAUCCAUCGAUUUCUACGCAACUGGCACGAGCUCUGUUCAAGGCCGUGUGACUUCUUUACCUGAUUCCGGACAACAAUUCGAUAGAUCUUUCUCAACUUGUCAAGGAUCUCUCAUGUAUAUGAGAAUAGUCUCUGUUACCAAAGCAGAUGGAACUGUAGAGGAUAAGCUAUGUGUAUGGAGGCUAAAGAGCGGAGAAUGGCAACUAGUAUCUACUUUUAUUUAUACUGGUCUCAAGUAUUUCCCGAUGGGAAUAAACCCUUUUGAUGCUAAUACAAUAUACUUUUGGAGUAAGGAGGACCGAAGUUUGCUAUCUUUUAACGUACGCAAUGAAAAGUUUGUGCUCGAGAGAAAGUUGAAACAUAGCCGCGACCUAACAGGAUCAUUCUUUUCCUCGUUCGUCCUCCCACAAUGGCUGCAUAAGAUUCCCAAGACGGUGAGAGAAUAG
Molecule: messenger RNA, 1140 nt
Organism: Camelina sativa (false flax)
Lineage: Eukaryota; Viridiplantae; Streptophyta; Magnoliopsida; Brassicales; Brassicaceae
Product: putative F-box protein At3g28280
Molecular function (GO): protein binding
Source: RefSeq, a predicted model, not a curated record